Lates calcarifer (barramundi perch) is the source of this 2832-nucleotide messenger RNA. RefSeq names its product t-complex 11, testis-specific-like 2 (gene tcp11l2). The record is from RefSeq and is a predicted model, not a curated record. Gene Ontology annotation, biological process: signal transduction. The coding region runs from base 141 to 1724 and encodes 527 amino acids. The transcript is spliced from 10 exons. NCBI's taxonomy places the organism in Eukaryota, Metazoa, Chordata, Actinopteri, Centropomidae.
UCCUCGAAAGCCAGCUGGGGGACGAAGGACCUUUAAACAGAGACGAACAGUACAGGACGACGGCGAAUCUUUCCUUCAGAGCUGUGCUAUUUUUGGUGUCAGUCUCCUUUUCCGGAGACUUGAAUGAGCUGUAACCCAAGAUGCCUCUAAAUGAUGAGCGACCCACCUCCACAUCCAGCGGUGAGGACCAAGGCAGUGAUGUGGAGUCGUCGUCAGAGCGCUGUGACAGUAUGACCUCGACCAGUGACUUGGACUGCUCCCGUGAAAGCUUCACCAGCGACUGCUCUAGCAAACAUUGCACACCCUCCUCGAGUCCACCCAAAACCUUAACGCUGGAUGAAGUCAUGGAGUCUGCCAGAGAUCUCUCCAAUCUCAGAUUUGCCCAUGAGAUCACUGUUAACCACAACUUCCAUCUAGAGCCGGACAGCCUAUCUCAGGACAGUUUAUGGAAGGUAGUUAGAGAUAACGUCCACAAGGCCUUCUGGGACAUCCUGGAGUCGGAACUGAAUGAUGACCCACCUGAGUACGGCCAGGCCAUCAGACUACUGGAGGAGAUCAGAGAGAUCUUACUGUCAUUCCUUAAUCCGGGUGCCAAUCGAAUGAGGACCCAGAUCAUGGAGGUUCUGGACAUGGACCUAAUUCGUCAGCAGGCUGACAACGAUGCUGUAGACAUCCAAGGGCUCUCCUCUUACAUUAUCACCACCAUGGGCAAGAUGUGUGCACCGGUGAGGGAUGAGGACAUUAAGAAGCUGCGGGAAAGCACAGAUAACAUAGUGACACUAUUCAGGGAGAUCUUCCGUGUGCUGGACUUGAUGAAGGCAGACAUGGUCAACUUUACAAUUGAUAAUCUGCGGCCUGUGCUACAGAGACAGAGUGUUGAAUAUGAGCGGGCAAAGUUCCAGAGCAUCCUGGAAAAAACACCCAAUGCGUUGGACCACACCACCUCCUGGAUUAAGUCAGUACUGGAGGAGCUGUUGUCAGCCAACAUCCCCACAGAACAGACUCAGGGGAAAGGACAGCGAGCUCUGCCAGGGCCUUUCCAGAUCCUCAAUGCCGCCUUCCUCCGUAUCCUCACAUGGGACGAUGAUAAGGGCCCACUGCCUGAGACCUGGAUGACAGAUGAGGCACGUCUGCGAGAGAUUCAGUGGAAGCUCCAGCAGUAUCAGGCGGUGAAUGAGGUUCUGCUCAUCGUCUACAGCACCGUUGGAGGGCCUAUCCAGGGUCUGCCCUCUCUGUCUGACCGCCUGAAGAGGAUGACCAGUGUGCUGUUGGAUGGGAUGCACAGCCCGGACUUUAACCUAAAAGAGGCACUAGAGGGCGUCAGUACUCAGAUCUGCUGUGAGCUCAACAAGUCUUUAACAGAGAGGAACUACCCUGCACUGACCCCAGCGCUGCAGGCCACCCUCACAGGCCAGAUCUGCGGCAUCACAGAGAGGGAUAAUCCCAUCCGAACUUUAGUUGAGGAUCGAGUGCAGCAGUACUUCAUGGCGCUCAUCUGUGACCCUAAACCCCAGGCCAAACUUGAACAGGUACCAGCUGGCUUGACUGCCAUCAAGCCUGAACUAUCAUUUAUGGGAGCAAAGUUCAUCUCCCUGGUCAACUAUAACAAGACUGUCUAUGGACCCUUCUAUGCGGAUAUCAUGAGGAAGCUGAUGUUCAGCAGCAGCCCACCAGCGGAAAAUCCUCCUCAGAACGUAGCUCAGCACUCUGUCACCUCCAAUUAAAACCAAACUUUGGCUCAUGCAGUCUAUGGAGUCUUUUUGCUACUAGAUAUAGCUGAACCUUAAGGAGGUACUACAAGAGCUAUGCAGCACUACUGCAUUGCUCAGCCAGUGUGCUCCAAUAGUUGGAGUUACCCUCAGUGUAUUGUAAGUGUAGUUUUUAUUACUACAUUUAGCAGUGAAGGCACUGCAGUGUAGGCACCACGUGGUCAACAUUUAAUGUGACCAGCAUCCUUUGAGAUAAAUGUUCUAAGAUAUGCUCUCCUAUGAACAUUCACUGCUUCAAACUAGACCACCAGUGUUACAGUGAUUCAUUUUUGAACCUAAUAGUGACCCUACAUUAUCAAACUCUACUUUUUUAUUUUAAAGGGAGUCUAUAGGGGAACAAGGGCAAAACCUUAGUAUGUCUAUUACAUACAGUAAGCUUUAUGAAGCAAAUAGGAAUAAAAUUCAAGGAUAUAUAUUAAGAAAAUUAGCAGAGUAGCAUUUGACUAUAGUUUACUAUGACUAUGAAUAAUGCAAAACGUGAGGUAACUCCUUUCCCACUUAGCCCCAUUUAGCCCUUUUGAAUCUUCUCUGUUUCACUGUUUUUAUCAGCAAGAGACCUAGACUCUCUCUAUUCUCUUUAAUCCACUGAUGUUAUUUAACAGCAAAAAUAUAAAUAGAAAUUGAAAAAAAAAGCUGUUUCAGAUUUUGACUUCUUGAAAAAUGAAAUAACAGUUGUCUGCAUGAGUAGCUUUGUGUUGGGAUUAUGUCAUGUUAGUUUAUACUUGAGUACUUUGUUGGAGUAUUUGUCAUAUGUUGUAUGUUCAAUACUUUUACUUACACUUUGCUAGCGGAAUACCUGUUAUAUUGAUUUAGUUAGUACAUUUGUUACAUUUUGAGGUACUGUAGUUGUUACAGUAUUGUUAUGUUGGCUGUUGAAACCCGUUGGGAAAUGGAAGGUGCUGAACUCAAAGUGAUUUGUGUCCAAAAUUUCCAGCAGACCUAAAUAUGCACAAAGAAAAGCAGUUAUGUACUUUAACUAAAGUUUACACAGAAUGUGGUAUGUUGUUGUUCUUUUUUUCUGUACCACAGUUAAUAUAAUAAAGUAAAAAAGAUACAAAAAUUG